CCAUGUUUGAUUGGUGCCUAAGUGGGGAAGUGUGUGUACGAGCGGGAGCAAGUUGUUGUUUGUUUGUGUGUGUUUAAUGGAACCCAAGGAACUGAAAUUAGUAUGCAGCUUUGAGUUGAGCUUUAAUUCUAGGACUGAAUAUAGUAAAUCAUUUGGGCGAAGCCAUGUAUUUGAUUUAAAUUGUAAAUAACUGCCGCUGCAGCACCAGAGAUCGCGGCGUACAACACUUGCAUAUGAACUUGUGCGGAGAAGCCAGCAUUUUCUCAGUAAAUCUGCACUUGCAAUGUGUCAAGGUGAUGAAAUAGACAAUGUGGAAAAGGAAAAUAAAGACUUAAAACAUGAAGUUAACCAGGGGUGGACCUGGCAUCUUUUGAUUGCUUCAAUUUUUGGAGUUCUUGGUUCUUCCUUUUUAUAUGGGUAUAAUCUGUCUGUUGUCAAUGCACCAGCCAGCUAUAUUAAACAUUUUUACAAUGAAACAUGGAAUGACAGAUAUGGAACGAUCAUAGAUGCUGAUUCAUUAACUCUCCUUUGGUCAAUAACAGUUUCAGUCUUUGGCAUUGGUGGUCUUCUUGGUGCAUUAGCAGCGACUCCAAUGGUAAAAUGCUCAGGAAGGAAGGGAACUUUACUCUUGAACAACAUUUUUGCUAUUAUAUCUUCACUUUUUCUGGCGUUUGGAGAAACAGCCCGUUCUUUUGAAAUGCUUAUACUUGGUCGACUUAUUAUUGGAGUUGAUUCCGGUAUUGCACUCAGUGCAGUUUCCAUGUACUUGGGAGAGAUAUCACCGAAGCAUAUAAGAGGAUCUCUAGGCCAGUUCAAUUCCAUCUUUAUUUGUGUUGGUGUAUUUAUGGGCCAAGUUAUGGGUCUGCCAGAAAUCCUGGGACAAGAAACUAGAUGGAAUUAUAUGUUUCUGUUCAUCAUGGCACCUGCCCUGAUGCAGCUACUUGUUUUACCCUUUCUCCCUGAGAGUCCCCGGUACCUACUGCUUGAGAAAAGAGAUGCUGACAAAGCUGAAAAAGCUUUUCAGUUUUUUCUUGCUAAAAACGAUGUCUCAAGAGAAAUGGAAGAAGUUCUAUAUGAACAGACCAUUCAGCAAACAAGCAUUUUAUCUGUUUGUGAACUUCUAAGAAGUCAUGGUGCUCGAUGGCAAAUUGUUACUGUAAUGGUUACUAUGGGUUGCUAUCAACUAUCUGGCCUGAAUGCUAUAUGGUUUUAUACAAACAGCAUUUUUAAAGAAGCCGGAAUGAAUGAAAGUCAAAUCCCUUAUGUUACACUGAUCACGGGUGCCACUGAGAUUCUAGCAGCAAUUUUUUCAGGAAUCGUCAUAGAGCGUGUUGGAAGAAGACCUCUGCUUAUUGGAGGAUUUGGUGCCAUGACUGUCUUCUUUGGUUUUCUCACUGUGUUUUUGCAUUUUCAGAGUGCAGCUAGCUGGAUCCCUUAUCUUAGUAUUGUGUGCAUUUUGGCAGUAAUUGCUUCAUUCUGCAUUGGACCAGGUGGAAUUCCAUUUAUCCUCGUUGGAGAGUUGUUUCAGCAGUCUGAACGACCAGCAGCAUUUAUGAUUUCUGGUAUGGUAAACUGGAUCUCAAAUUUCACUGUUGGACUUAUUUUUCCUUUUAUUCAGGAAGCAUUUGGUGCCUUCUGCUUUUUAGUUUUUGCUGCUGCCUGCCUAGCAGGAGCCAUGUUUCUCUUUUUUGUCCUACCUGAGACCAAGAACAAGACUUUUGUUGAAAUCAGUCAAUCUUUUUCAAAAAUCAAUAAAGUGGGUGUUUGUGCAACACAAGAGGAACUGGAAUGGGUUGGUGUAACAAAUAUCAAAGAAGACGACACACAGAAAAUCACCACCAAAAAAGCUAGCAUUGUUAUAGAAAUGGAAAGCACUUUUUGACCAUUUUUAAUUGGUAAAAGUUUUACGUUUUUUACCUUUACAAUUAAGCUGUUGUGGACUAGUUUUAAGAUGAUUGUUCAUAAUUUAAACAUAUUUCUGAAAAACAUUCAUGAUGAAGAUAAUAUUUAAUUUUAUCAGUAUAUUUAUUGUUUUCCAUGAAUAUAUCAUCAUUUUAUGUAUUUUUGUUUUGUUCAAGGCAAUUUUGUAUAUCAUUUAUGGGAUAUAAAAACAAUUUAAAGUAAA
Molecule: messenger RNA, 2125 nt
Organism: Erpetoichthys calabaricus (reedfish)
Lineage: Eukaryota; Metazoa; Chordata; Cladistia; Polypteriformes; Polypteridae
Gene: slc2a9l2
Product: solute carrier family 2 member 9, like 2
Exons: 13
Coding region: 284-1882 (532 amino acids)
Biological process (GO): monosaccharide transmembrane transport
Cellular component (GO): membrane
Molecular function (GO): hexose transmembrane transporter activity
Source: RefSeq, a predicted model, not a curated record